Molecule: messenger RNA, 1921 nt
Organism: Dicentrarchus labrax (European seabass)
Lineage: Eukaryota; Metazoa; Chordata; Actinopteri; Moronidae
Product: trace amine-associated receptor 1-like
Exons: 3
Coding region: 414-1430 (338 amino acids)
Biological process (GO): G protein-coupled receptor signaling pathway
Cellular component (GO): membrane
Molecular function (GO): trace-amine receptor activity
Source: RefSeq, a predicted model, not a curated record
UCUGGGUACAGUCAGCUAAUAGGACCGCUAACUAGCUAGUGGCAGCAGCUAGUACAGUUAACAUAUGGAACUUUUGUGGUGUCGGCAAAAAAAGUGUUGUAUUAUAUAUUACUCACACUGUUCCUAAGUAAUAUAGGUCUAUGUCUGUAUCAGUGCAUAUGCCCUUUAUUUUCCUUCUAAAUUAAAUGAUUGAUAUCAAAAGUUGCUUCCAAAUUGGUAAAACAUACUCAAGGAUACACAAACUAUUAUUACUCAGGUGAUAUGCAAAUAUGAACGUAGUGUAUCUCAUCUGAUUUGGCAAGAGACAUUUGUAAUAAUUAUGGUAAUUGGAUGAAGGCUUGAUUAUUUUAUUAUCAAGUCCUAAAGUUUCUCGCAGUGGCAGAGUGGACACACAAGGACACACAUCACCACUGAUGGAAUCUAAGAGCAUGGAACGAGCAGGGACGGCCAAUGGGACUUACACUGUUAAUGACAUACAUCCCUGCUAUGAAAUAGAUAAUACAACAUACAUAUUUACAAGCAACCCUUCCAUUAUAUGUGUAUUAUUGUAUGUUUUCCUUGGCUCAUUGUCUGUUGUCACAAUAGGUGGAAACCUUCUUGUAAUAAUCUCCAUCAUUUAUUUUAAACAGCUCCACAUCCCUACUAACUACCUCAUCCUGUCUCUGGCUGUGGCUGACCUGCUUGUAGGAGUUGUAGUUUUUCCUUUUAGUAUGGCAUUCUCUGUAACCUCAUGUUGGUAUUAUGAAGGCUUAUUUUGUAAAGUAAGAGGAAGCUUUGAUGUUACACUAAGCACAUCUUCUAUUUUGAACUUAUGUUGUAUUUCUAUUGACAGACAUUAUGCCGUGUGUCAGCCUCUCACUUAUAGAAGUAAAAUAAAUGAUCGUGUCACUGGGAUUAUGAUCCUGGUGAGCUGGGCAGUUGCUGCUCUAAUUGGAAUUGGCAUCAUAAUUGCAGGUUUUAAUCAAGGAAAAUGUGAAGAAAGUUGUUUAAUUGAUGCUCUGAUAUCCACCACUCUGGCGUGUAUUUUCUCCUUUUAUAUACCAGUCAUUAUAAUGCUUAGUAUCUACCUAAAAAUCUUUCUUGUUGCACAAAGACAGGCAAACAGCAUUCAGAACACAACCUGUCAGAGCACAAAGUCUGGAGCAACUGUCAGUAAGAUAGAGAGAAAGGCCACUAAAACUCUGGCUAUUGUUUUGGGAGUGUUUCUUUUAUGCUGGACUCCUUACUUUCUUUGUAUCAUCUUUCAGCCUUUAAUAUCUGAUGUGACACCAAUUGCCGUGAUUGAAACACUUAACUGGCUUGCACUGUCAAAUUCCAUGCUCAAUCCAUUUAUUUAUGCUUUCUUUUACAGCUGGUUCAGGUCAGCAUUUAGAAUUAUCAUUUCUGGAAAGAUAUUUCAAGGUGAUUUUGCGAACUCAAAACUCCUUUGACUUGAUUCAUUCAGUAUCAUUAGAAUGUGAUUUUAAUUGGAGAAUAAGAAUCAUAAAAACUGAGUCAAUUUCCUUGUAUGUGUGCACAUACCUGGCCAAUACAAGUGAUUAUGAUUCUAAUUGGAGGAUAAUGAUAAAGGCUUCAACAAUAAAGACAUUACACCACUAUUGUAUUGUUCACUGCCUGAGCAAAAUGUACUGUAUAUACAUUGGUAUUUUUUAUUUAACAAUACUUAAACAAUACUUAAUUUAAACACAAUAACACAUAACAGAUGACAGAUCAGAUUGGAAUCUACAGAAGUUAUAAUCUCAAUGUUUUGCAAAGCUAUUUUACAAACUUAGUUUAUUUCACUGGCCUACAUUACUAAAUUAUCAGGCAGGUAAUUAGGUAACAAAUGUCAUUAUAUCACUAGUAUGGUUUUGCUGAAGUCAUCAUACUUGACUUUGCACAACUGAAAAACAUUAAAGAUUCCUUCUUCACACAUUAAAAA